Strongylocentrotus purpuratus (purple sea urchin) is the source of this 12109-nucleotide messenger RNA. Its product is annotated as tenascin-X. The transcript is spliced from 41 exons. The record is from RefSeq and is a predicted model, not a curated record. NCBI's taxonomy places the organism in Eukaryota, Metazoa, Echinodermata, Echinoidea, Camarodonta, Strongylocentrotidae. Bases 1 to 10671 code for a protein of 3556 amino acids. Gene Ontology annotation, molecular function: protein binding.
AUGUUAGUGUUCCGGGAAGGCUGUCUCAUUGAGGCCUACCCAAACCGCCCAGGACCUGUCACCGUCAUCACUGUGGAGCAAGUGUCACUUAUCGUGGGUUUCGAAGAACCUCCUCUUGCCACCAAUUUUGAUAGCUACGAGGUUUCCUUCAGCCAAGACGGGAGCAACAUCGAGGUGUCCGCUGGGUCUGCCGGUGUCAAUGACACCAUGUUCAGGGUUGAAGGUCUUAACCCAGAUACGUUGUAUACCAUCUAUGUGAGGACUGUGAGUGGGACUGGGCCAUCACGAAGUGUCAGUGAACCAUCCACGGUUCAAGAAGCCACAUCAUCUACAUUGGAGCUCGGUCAGAUCAUUGUUCAAACUGUGGACACCACUUCGAUCACAUUUACAUAUGGAGUGAACAACAGCUUGGCAGGAGAGGUCUCCUUCCUACCCACACGAUCUCCAAGCGAUGGCACCAUACGUCACAUUGCUGCAGAGCGACGUGUCUUCCUCACCGGUCUUAUACCUGGAAAGAGCUACACACUUACUCUUAAUGUUGUUGGAGGUGAUGAUACUGUGUACACGGAAUCUACAAGGACAGUGCCUUUACAGCCCCCAUUUGUCACUUUGGUGGCAAGGUAUGUUGAUGCUACACUGACUUGGGGUGUUCCCACAGGCAGCAUCGUAAAUGGUUACGAGGUCAGUGUAGACGGUGCUAUGUAUAAGGAUGUACCUGGAGACACAAGAAGUUUGGUCAUCGAAGGACUGAAGCCUGCUACCAGCUAUGAGGUGCAAGUACGCUCCGUCAGUGAGGAUUUGAAUGCGAGACGUACCAGUAGUCCUUCAACCAGAUCAACUACUACACAGACUGCUUUGUGCUGUACAAUCCGUGAGUCGGUGACAUCGACUACAGUGGAUGUUUACUUUGGGGAGCUGGAUGGUGAAGUAGUGGCAUACGUUGCCACACUGGAAGACUCAGAGGGCCCUGUAAUUAAUGAUGAACUGUUGAAUUCUCCUGUGGCAUCUUUUGAUAAUCUCGAUCCCUCUGAAGUACAUACCUUGAGUAUCAACUCAUUAAUUCCUCCAUUUGAAUCUCUUUCAAGGACAUUCAGAACAAAUCCACCAUCGCCUGGUGACAUCACUAUACAGGAAAUUACUUCCACAUCUAUCAGGGUAUCAUGGGAUAGAGCUGCUGAUGAUCUCACCACAGUCACUGGCUAUGUGCUCAGCUACGUUGAUGCAUCAGGACUUGAGACAGAAACUGUCUCAAAGCCUUGUGACCCGAAUGAAUAUACCUUGACGGGCCUGAACCCAGACUCCUACUAUAAGAUUAUCGUCAAAACUCAACUGAUGGAGGCAGGGGUUUUCCCAGAGCAAGAGGGGGAUGAUGAUAGCUCUGUACAGUUCAAUACAGAACCUGUCCCCGAAGACACAAUAGUGGUUCAGAGGAGAACUACAACCACACUGGGCAUUGUAUGGAAUGCUGAGGGUCUGAGUGGUCAGCUGAUACGUUACAGACGCGUUGACUCAGAUGAUGUUGAACAGUCGGUGCCAGCGAGCGGGAAUACUGCAACUCUCGGUAACUUGCUGCCCGGAACACUCUACUCUUUCCAACUAAGCAUUAGUGGCUUCACUGUUGCAAGUGGAAUAGGAAGAACAGUUCCCAGACAACCAGGGACACUCUCACUGACAGAGACAACUUCAACAGAGCUGUUCAUCGAAUGGCCGCAGGAGACUGGAAAUGCAGAUUUCUACCGCAUAACCGUUUCCCCUCUUAACAUGGCCGACUGCCCUGAGAAGACAGAGCAGACCACUGAUCUACGAUCUGUGACGUUGAACCGACUCUUCCCUCAAACAACAUACUUGGUGACGGUCAGAGCGGUGGCCGGUAUCAGUCAGGAUCAGACCGAGAGCACUGCCCAGUCCAAUACUUUUACAACAGCGGAUGCCCUUGAAGGAGAGGUGUUUUUGAUAAAUCGCACCAGUUAUUCAAUGGAGAUUCUUUUUGAACCCAUCACUGCUCCAUCAUCGACCUUCCCUCAUGUCGUGACAAUCACUCCAGCCCCCAAUGAUGGUGUCGGCGACCUACUGAUCCAGGGAAACGACAGGAUCGUGGACAUAGAUAACCUCACACCGGGCCAGACCUAUAGCAUCACUAUUAGGAGGAAUGAAGUUCCAGGCCCAGUUAGGCAGAUAACAACAAUUCCCCGACCUCCCCAGGAAGUGGGCAUUUGGAUAGCCAAGACGACACAGACGUCGCUGACUGCUUUGUGGGAACAUCCAUUGAGGCCAUCAUCCACCUCCCCUAUCCCAUUGGUAGAUCAGUACGUGAUGGAAGUCACUCGUGAUGGGAAUCCAGCAGGGUCGCAGACCGUCGACGGCGAGGUCACCGCAGCUACGGUAGACGGACUGGAGGUCAGCACAGAAUACGAUGUCCAUGUCACCUCUUUAGCUGGUGUAGGUGUGGACAAUGUCAGAAGUGAGACUGUCACCCUCACUGCUAGUACAGUGACACCCCUCCCCGGUCAAAUCCUUGUCAUCGCAUACACUAUUACCACCAUUGACUUUGUGUGGGGAGACAGCAGCGAAGAGGCAGGAUUUGUCCGCGACGACGUGACCUACUUGCCGCUAACCACAAAUUCUAACUAUGAACCAACUGGAACCAGACGAGGUAGACUGACAGUCCUCACGCCUGGUGCUUUGUACAACAUUCGUCUUGAUGUCGUCUCAUCUGCUCCUCAGGACGACACUACUUCCCAGAGAACUGUACCGCUGCCCCCGACCGACCUGAUAGUCCUUAGCAGGACUCAACUGUCGGUGACAUUCAGUUGGACUCUCGGAAACACUGAACUAGAUAACUUUACAAUCUCCUACAUGCUACGUGACGACAAUGUUGAAGUGACGGUCAAUCCUGGUCUUACUACCUACGAGCUGACCAAUUUGGAGCCUGAUACAGCAUAUAGCUUCAGUAUGGUAACAGUUAGUGGGGAUGAACAGAGUUUAGAGGUCACUACAAAUGGGGCAACAGAUCCACUGGCAUCAAACACCAUCCUUGCUGCUGAAACGACAGACUCGUCAAUUAAAGCAUGGUUUACCCCCAUCAGUGGCGCUGCCGGUCCGUACGGUGUCGCUGUACCUGGGCGAGCUGAUCUGACCAUUCAAGACAAUGAACCCCUGACCUUUACCCUGACUGGCUUGUCACCUAGCUCUGUUUAUGAUAUUGACGUUUACAGGUCGAAUCAGGAAUACACCGACUCUGUCAGGACAAAUCCGCCUAAUCCUGGUGAAGUGACUUCGCUUGAGGGUGGAAGAUUUGCAGUAGAAUUCAGCUUCAGUGCUGGUGUUCCUGCAGAAGCCAUUAACUCUUAUCAGAUUUAUCGUCAGGGUGAUGGAAUGUCAAGGGUCCUUGGUAAUCCAUCGUGUUGCAACCGGGUGUUGCUUGCAACGUUGCUUGCCACUGCCCCACUGUCAUUUGAAGACACAGGUCUGAAUCCUAAUACAACCUACAUGUAUGAGAUCAGUUCUCUCCUCAAUGCUGCAGAUGGCUUUCCCCUCCAAAUGAGCAAUCAAGUACAGCUUGUCGACGUCGUCACAGAUGAACUCCCCGCAGGAACCGUGGACGUUCGUGAAACGACGACUACUACCAUCAACCUGGUAUGGCUGACAACUGAUUUGAAUUCCUUGGCUUUCUUCAUCAGCUACAAACCUACACAUGAAACACAACAGACACAGAGAACUCUGUCUGUAUCACCAGAAAUCGUGUAUGCUGAGUACACUCUGGAUUCACUGACUGCUGGGGAGCUCUAUACAAUUAGAAUACAGAAUGGUGACAACGACCUCAACGAUGAGAUCACACAGAGAACUUGGCCGAAUGCUAUCACUCAGUUGACGUCGUCCCUCACUACAUCAACCAACAUCACACUCAACUGGAAUAGCGCCCCCAGGGUUGUGUCGUAUUACGAAGUCGCGUAUGAUCCUCCCAAUGGCAAGUCUCCAAGACGCACUGAUGUACGGGCAGAUGAACCACGCACCCUUACCCUGUCAGGAUUGUUCCCUGAUUCUCAAUAUACAGUUACCGUGGUAACGUGGUCUGGGACCGGUGAAGAUGCUACAUCAAGCACACCAUUCUCAGUCAUGUUUAAUACAGCUCCUAUCCAACCACUGCAAGUCAUUGUGCGAUUUGUGAAUGAGACCGAGGCCCAGUUGACUUGGGGUUUAGUUCUUGGAGAGGAUACGUACAUCAUCACCGUGGAUGAUAGUGGUUUGGACCCUGUCUCAUCUCAAGUAACAGUUCCGGAAGGGGAAACACCGUUGUCUGUGAGGAAGGGGCUAACACCUGGAAGUCUGUAUACUGCAAUCGUUCAGACUACAAAGGCGAACGGUCGGGAUCAACAAUUCAGGACAUCCCCCUACCCUCCAACCGAUCUUGAUGUCACCGAAAGUACCCCAACAUCCAUCAGCGUGGCGUGGGCACCACCAAGGGCUGGAGGAGUCUUUGACGAGUACAUCUUGUCCUAUAGCAUUGGGGAUAGAAUCAGGACGGAGGUUGGACGAUUCGCACCCGAUGUCACCACGGCAACCAUCAAUAACCUGAACACGGCUACCACCUACAACAUCUACCUCGUUACCGAGGCUAAUGAUGGAGGUUUCCCCCAGAGCAGCGAUGUGAUUACUAGGGAGGGGCGAACAGAAAUCCCAGCUCCUGGAGAGAUCAUCAUCAUCAACCGAACUCCGACCAGCUUUAGAUUCCAGUGGGGUCCAUCCACUAUGGAAGAUGUGAGUUAUAUCACCACUUACAGACCAUCAGAUGGCUCCAAGCUUGAUACCCUCAGCAUCAGACAGUCUGAUGUUACUGGUGCUAUCCCAGGACGUCUCUAUGAACUCACAGUUUUUGUUCUCCCAGGAGAACAGCAGGAAACGGGCCUCGUUCGAACCUUGCCUUCAAGUCCAGUUCUCCUAGCUGCAACCGUUGUUGACUAUGUCUCGGUGACUUUAGUGUGGAUUCCAGGGAGUGGGGAGUAUACCGGCUUCAUCAUCAGCUACAAACCCACAGCGGGCAUUAAGUACAUUGAUGUGGCGGAGGUGGACCAAGAUGUGAGGACAUGGAAGGUCGAAGGCCUCUCCCCGGACGUUUCGUAUGACUUCCAGGUCGUUGCGGUGAGUGGAGAAACCGACACCACAUACAGUGAACCUACCAGGAAGACAAACACCAUGACAUUAUCUAUUACUGCCGACGCCUUUGUCGUGUUGGACUACAACUCAACUUCAAUUACUGUGGCCUGGAGAGACACAAACACCAAUAUCAUAGUCAGCAUUGACCCCCAGGACGAUGAAGCAAGGAACGUGAAUGUUGGUGAAAGGCCCGUUCAUACUUUCACCGGUUUGAACUCAUCCACUGCUUACACUAUUACCUCAUUGAGUCAAUUGCAGAACCUAGAGACUCAAGUUAGAACGAACCCAGCAUCGCCAUCAAAUCUGGAGGUUUCCAAGACCUCGACCUCGUUCUCUAUCAAAUGGGAAGCAGCCGAGUCGGAGGUCAGUCAGUACAAGGUUGAUGUGAAGUGCGCAGAUAUGUCCUGUUCCUUCAACGGUGUUAUCUACCCCAACGAGAGACUGGUUUAUGAGCUCGAGGGACUGUUCUAUCUCAGGGAGUAUCUAGUGACCGUGUCGUCUUGUCUGGAUGCGGAUAGCCAAUUUGCAGAGCAGAUGGGUGAAGAACCUUUAGAGAGUAGCAUCGUUACAGAUGACGUGCCUGUUGACGAGAUCGUUGUUCAGGAGACCACGACAGACAGCAUCACCAUCUUCUACGCCACCGGUAACAGGCGAGGAUUCGUUGAAGCCAUCUACCUCGCAGGAACACCAGCUCUAGUAGGAUCCAAUACCUUUGUCACCGGAGCUGUAGUCGAGAAGACAUUCAAUGGCUUGACACCCGGAAUGCUUUACACUAUACGGAUCACGGAAUUAACUAACACCAUUAUGCAAAGGACUGUCAAUGUCCGCACAAGACCCAUCGCUCCGUCUUCUAUUUUCGGAAGCCCCACAUCCACCGUGAUUCCAGUCGCUUGGCUCGCCUCUCCUGGACCUAUCAGCUUUUACGAAGUAACGUAUUCUCCUCCCGAUGGUACCACUCCGGCCGUUUCUAGAGAAGACGCUAGGGGAACUCUGUCUCUGGACAUUGUUACUCUUCUACCCCAGAAGGUGUACACUGUGUUUGUUAGAGCUGUGGCAGGAGUGGAUAACAUGCCGAGCAUCAGUGAAGCCGUAAGCGGAACGUUCGAAACAUUGCCAGCGCAGCCAGGAGAGAUCAUCUUGCGCAGGAUCACAACCGACACCAUCACCUAUACAUUGAGUGAAGUGCCCAGUGUCCUCCAGUAUAUUGUUCAGCUGAACAUAGGCACAGAUUUACAGUCCGCAAAUCCCCACGUACUUCCAAAUGUCGAAGGAGAGUUUGACGAACUCACGCCGGGUCAGUUAUACACGCUUGUUUUAACUGUGCCUGGUACACAAGGAGAUUUGGCCACCAUUCAAGUCAGAACAGACCCAAACCCUCCAGGAAGCGUGUCAGUAGAACUUACAUCGGUGCCCUAUUCGUCCUUGCUCGCGGAGUGGGAAGCGCCUCCAGCUGGUUCCCUCAGCGGAUACGAGGUUAGGGUCCGCCCGGCUGAUCAAGUCUUGACCACCGUUUGGGACGUCGUUGAUAGUUCUACCACAGAGCUACUGCUUGAUAACCUUCUCCCAGAGGUGAAUUACACUGUGGAGGUGCGGACCAUCUCGGCAGGGGAAGGAUUUUCAUCUACGAGUGACCCGACUGAAGCAAUGGGCAGAACUGCUCCAUUCCCAGAAGCUAUCUUGCUCGUGACUGGCUAUGACACCACUACCAUCUCUGUCACCUGGCGCAAGAAAGAAGGUGUCGACUACCUGGUGCAGUUCAUUGAAGUAGGCCAGGAGCUUGGAGAGGACUUCCAAGGCCUGGUCCAGUCGUCAUCAUCAACCAGCACCAUCCUGUCGUUCAGGUACACAGACCUGGUUCCAGGAAGAAAUUAUGAGCUCAUCGUCAGAAGCAACGAUCAAAGCGAGGACACAAUCCGUGUUAGUCAGAGAACCAUGCCGUCUCCACCGAUGAACGCUGCUGCUGCACCACUCAGCGCAGAGAGCAUCAGGGUGGCAUGGACCGCCGCCACAAAUGAUUUUGAGUUUUACGAAGUCACCUUCUAUCCUGCAGCUGAUAUGACAGAUUCUACUGCCAUGACCAUACCAAGGGAUCAAUUCAGUGUUGAUAUAGAUAGUUUAUUAGCCGAUACAGAGUAUGUUUUUGAUAUUAGGAGUGUGAGCGGCAGUGGGAAUUCGUUGCAGAAGAGUGCUGCUAUCACAGCAAGUGCAGCAACAGAACCAAUCAUCAUGAGACUCUUCUCUGCCGUGGAGAAUGUUUUGCUAAUUGAUUUCACCCCCAUCGUUGGUAUCUUUGAUGAUUACCGCUAUGGAUACCGCGCCCUUCCCUCCGGUACAAUCACCUACGAGCCACUUGACUCGGGAACGUCUCAGUUCGGCAUCCAGGGAUUGAGGUCAGGUGCUCUGUAUGAGAUAACGCUGGACACACGAAGAGGAGCGAUCUACACCGAAGUUGAUCGGAUCCAGGCUAGAACUAGGCCCUCUGCCCCUCGUCUGAUUAGUCCAGUGAGAGACUUCGAUGAUAAUUCAUUCACCUUAGAAUGGCUAGCCCCCUCUACAGCUCAGGUUGAUUUUGACGGGUUCCGCGUGAUCUAUACCCCUGCCGAUGGAGCGCUUGAGUCUCCACUGUUACUUGAUAAGACUCGGACAUCACUGUUCCUGACGCGUCUUGAACCAGCGACUGAAUAUAUGGUUACAUUGGUGUCUGUGUCAGGACAAGGAAGCACACAACAAGUCAGCUUUGAAGAAAAUGUUUCAGUUACAACAGCCGCUGGUGUGCCUGGUGGUGUCAACAUCAAGGAGCUGACUGAGACGUCCAUUCGUAUCACAUGGAACAGUGCUCCCAGUGUAACCUACAUCCCCACCAUCACACCAGAUGAAGGGACAACCGGGAUCUUGGGUGACGAGGCUGCCAUCUUUGAAGAACUCACCCCUGGCCAGCUCUACACACUGACAAUGACACAGAUUGGUGGUUCCUCAGGUCCCUCCACUCAACAGUACACAUUACCAAAUGCCCCCAUGGAUGUGGCCAUCUCCAGAACUACUGCCUUUGAACUGGACGUAUCCUGGAGUCCGCCAGCGCUUGGGUUCUACAACUCCUUUAGUCUAACCUACUCUCAGGUUGGGGCUAGUGAAGUCACUACUAUACCUGUUCCUGCGAGUGAUACACCCUCUGUUACCUUGCCUGACCUUCUGCCAGAGACGUCCUACGCUGUAUCGGUUGUCUCGGUCAGAGGAACUAUCAGCAGUCAGCCUGCUGAGACGUCGGGAACCACAGGUCGAGCCCCAGAGGGUGUGCCGGUACUUGUAGAACGUACGACUACCACCAUUUCCAUCAGCUGGGGUGCAUCAAUGGAUGCACUGGCUACCGGAUACCAGCUGAGGAUCAGAACAGAAGGAGGUACAUCCAUCCUCUUCAACCUAGGGCAAGCACUCACCACCUACACCUUUAUGAACUUGGAAUCAGGAACAUACUAUAUCAUCAGCCUGCAGAUUGUUGGGCUGUCAGAAGCACCACAGGAAUUGCCAGUCACGACAUACCCUCAGACCCCAGGUGCCAUUCAGAUCCUUCGCACCACGCAGACCAGUAUCACCUUCGCCUGGGGCAGCGCCGGAGGAAACUUUGAUCUCUACUCUAUCAAUCUGUACCCUGAUGGUUCCCAAACUGCCUUCCUGCAGGAUGUUCCCAGAGGCUCCGACCUUACCGUCUCCAAGAACUACCUUGCCCCUGGAACGUUGUAUAGGAUCGAGAUCUACGCUGUCACAGGAUCUACACGCAGUGCUCUCCGAGACACCACUGCUUCUACUGCAAUGGAGCUUUUGGUCUUCAUCACAAUUGAUGCCUUUGGCGUGGCUCUUUCCUGGCCUAAUGCACCAGAUUUUUCCAAUUACUAUCUUGAAUAUGAUCCCUCAAAUGGUAUGCCGCCCUCUCCAGUUCCUACCACCCAGGACAGUGUCUUCCUCAAUAGUCUUACUCCAGGACAGGUCUACAACUUUGCUCUCUCCUCGGGCACUCCUGAAACAGGCACACAGAGUUUAGUCAGGGCAACAUAUGUCUUAGCGCCGCUUGCACCGACUAUGGAGAUCAUGAUCCUCUCUCCAACUACCAUUCUGAUCAAGAUCCUACCAGCCUCCGCAGGGGUCCUGGAUUACUAUCGAGUGGGUGUGACAGCCAGACAGACGGGGUUGGGUGUCGGCCAAAACGGUGUCGCUAGCUUCAAUAUCCCCAGAGAGGCCUGUCCUGACGUGGUUAUCACAGACCUGGUACCUGGAGGAAUGUACGACGUUGAGGUCGUAGCUGUGUCCGGAGAGACGAAUAGUGCUGUUUCAUCCAUGGAUGUCUCCUUAGAUACCAUGGUUGCUGGCCAGUUGACUGUGAGUGAUCGCACUACAAACUCUCUAGAAGUAGUCUGGGGUGCAGUCACCGGUAGAACGUUCACCAACUAUGUGGUGAACCUGUUUAUUGGUAAUACUCGGACCCAGACCCGAUCACAGGGCAUCAACGAGGAACGCAAGGUGUUAUUUGAGGGCCUGCUGCCAGGCACAGAGUACUCCCUGAAUCUGGCAGUGGAAGGAGAUGCAAUUACACAGUCUACCAUACUUACUGCUACAGCACCGCUGACCCCUGGUAGCCUGUCCUUCCUGUCAGUCGAAGGUCAAGAGGUCACUCUAGCAUGGCCUGCUAGAAACUCUCAGGUUGAUUCCUAUGAGCUCUGCUGGACUCCUUCCAGCCAGACUCGAAGUCCUACUGCCGAUGCAACCCAGGAGCUCCUGACGUUAGAGCAGUCUGAUGUGGAAUACACCAUCUCCUUGUAUGCUGUGGUGUCUGUGGGUGUAGGGGACGAAGUGAAGACUAUCAGAAGUGAUGCAAUCACCUGCUUCAUCACACUCAGUGAGGGCCUUGAAGGCGAGCUGAACGUGACAGAUUUCACUUCCGACUCAAUCUCGGUAGAGUGGAGCGAGGUCGUCAGCAUCAACUUUGAGAACUACCGCCUCCAGGCUACACCAGAGGGCGACGGAUCCCCAAUUGUGGCUGUGAUACCUCCCGAGGGUCCCAGGAUGCAUACCUUUGAGAACCUGAUACCAGGUGUUAGGUACACCAUCAAUAACAUCUUUGAAGGCUCUGAUCCAAUGGUGACUAGGACUGUACAUCAAAGAACAAGACCAAAUCCAGUUUCUGGACUCACUGUGGCUGAUUUGACCCCUCAAUCCAUCACCGUGACCUGGCAACAUGCUACAGGCUCAUUCAACGACUACAUUGUCACCUACACUCUCUCCGAUGACCCCAUGAUGGUCAUCUAUGCGGAUCGCAUCCCUAGCGAUGGUACCCGAGUGUCAGUCAUAGAUGGGUUGCUCCCUGAUACAUCCUACGUGGUAACUGUCUACACCAGCAGUGGAACCGACGCUGAUCAGACAACAAGUACAGAAGAGUUCGUCCAGGCUAGAACUAGUAAGGGUUCUCCUCUGUACGACUCCUUCACACUUGACAUAUUAAACUGCCUAAAAAACCCAAUGAGGUGAAAGGAAAUCAAUGUAGGGGCAGUGGAAUUCUCUGCUGCCAAUCACAUGAUUCUAGAGAUGUAGGUUUUGGCGUCUUCACAAGAGUUGGGGUUAUACGUCUAGGUCGGAUAUCUUAAUUUCUUUUACCACAGAAUCUGUAGGUGUCUUUUUUAGAUUGUAGCUGUAGACAUCUAUGAUACGAGAGUGCCAGUGGAACUCUCUGCUACCAAUCAAGUGAUUCAAGAUGUGACCAAGGUCGAGAUAAAACUGACUGAAUAAUCAAUGGUGUCAGUUUCGCCGCAUUCACAAGAGUUGGGGUUAUAUACGACUAGCUCGGAUAACUUAAUUUCUUAUUUCACAGAAUCUUUAGGUAUCUUUAGGAUUGUAGCCGUAGACAUCUAUGAUACGAGAGCAUCAGUGGAAUUCUCAGCUACAAAUCAAGUGAUUCUAGAUGUGACCAAACUGACUGAAUAAUCAAUGGUGUCAGUUUCGCCGCCUUCACAAGAGUUGGGUAAUAUACGACUAGCUCGGAUAUCUUGAUUUUUUUCCCCACAGAAUCGUUAGGGGUCUUUGAGAUUGAAGGUGAGACAUCUAUGACACGAGAAUGUCAGUGGAAUUCCAGAUGUGACCAAGUGCGAGAUAGAACUGACUGAAUGAUCAAUGGUGUAGGUUUUGCCGCCUUCACAACAAUCAGGGUUAUGCGCCUAGCUCGGAUAUCUUUUUUUUCUUUUUACCACAGAAUCUUUAGGUGUCUUUUUUAGAUUGUAGCCGUAGACAUCUGUGAUACGAGAGCAUCAGCGGAAUUCUCUGCUACAAAUCACAGGAUUCUACAUGUGACCAAGUGCGAGAUAAAACUGACUGAAUAAUCAAUGGAGUGGGUUUCGCAGCCUUCACAACAAUCGGGGUUAUGAGACCAACUCGUAUAUCUUAAUUUGUUUUAGCACAGAAUCUUUAGGUGUCUUUGAAUCUUUAGGUGUCUUUGUAGCCGUAGGCAUCCAUGAUACGAGAGUGUCAGUGGAAUUAUCUGCUACAAAUCUCAUGUGUCGAGAUGUCACCAAUUACGAGAUAGCAGUCACCACAUCAGCUGGAGGCAUGGCUCAGAUCAUCACAGUUAAAAAGGGCAUUACUCUGCAGAUAUCACGGACCUGAUCGGUGGUACCAGUUAUGAUGUAGAUCAGGCUGUAGGAAAGAACUACAAGAGGUACGUAUUUACAAUUUAAAAAAAUAUUUUAUAUGAUUGUAGAAAGGUGUUUGGUAAUCCAAAAAGACACAAAUUCAGUUGUUACUGAUGAAAUUUGGAUAAUCGGAGGGUUUAGCAAUAUUUUUCUUCCCCUCAGGUAGCCAGUAAUUACUGUGCCUGAUGCUAAAUCAUUCUCAUCACUUGUAACUUUGAGUUUUUUAUGCCUCCGUUACGAAGUAGCCGAAGUCAUCAUGUUUUCGGGUUGUACGUCCGUCCGUC